Molecule: messenger RNA, 2357 nt
Organism: Arachis ipaensis
Lineage: Eukaryota; Viridiplantae; Streptophyta; Magnoliopsida; Fabales; Fabaceae
Source: RefSeq, a predicted model, not a curated record
AAGAGAGGUAUUACGCACGUAAAAAGCGCGAAAAGUUGUAGGAUCUGCCGAAGGAGCUCCAAUGCUGCCAGCACUUUGGAUUCUGACACAGAAAGAAAAGAGAGAGUUCUCCUUAGAGAGAGAAAGAGAGGGAACAAACAGAAACUAACAGAAACAACAACAUUGGAAUUAUCAGACAAAAAAAAGCAACAAGAUAAGUUCGAAAACUUUGAGGAAUUGCUGUUUUUUCUUUUCUCUUUGUUUUUGUUUCAUGAUCGGAAACAAAAAGGGACAUGGACAUUGUUGUCGUCUGAUUUCUUUAUCCAGCUGUACAAAUUCACGUCUUCUUGUUGAGUUUGGAGUUUGAAUUGGCUGUGAUCCCUUCUCAAUUUUCUCUCUUCUCUCUCUUACACCCUGUCUUUCCUCUCUCUUUCUUUCUCUCUCUUACAUCCGCAUUGUUUCGCUUUAGCUGAAUCAACGAACCCUAGGAAGGAAAUUUGGAAUUUUGUGGGUUGAAUUGGAGGGUGAUAUGGGUUUUGUGGAGGUUGGAAGGCAAGAAUUGUGGUGACACGCACGCAAAAACACAGACACAAAGGUGGUGUUGUUGGUGGUGGUAGCCAUGGGUGGGAAUAGAAAGAUGCAAAUGGAGUCUUCUCCUCCUUCUCUCAAGGCGGCCCAUAAUUUGAAGCCACUGAGGGUCUAUCAAGCAUGGAGGGGAAACAAUAAAUUUUUCUGUGGCGGGAGGCUUGUUUUUGGUCCUGAUGUAGCUUCUUUGUUUCUUACAACAUUUCUUAUUGCUGGACCUGCAAUUGCAUUUUGCAUUAAGAUAUAUCUUAGAAUCAGGCAAGGAAAUGGUGAUAACGAUGCUCAGUGGGUUCCUGUAUUGGCUGUGGGUUCAGCCCUCACUGUUUUGGCAUCAUGCAUGCAGGAUUUACUAUUUCUCCUCAUGACUUCUGGGAGAGAUCCGGGAAUUGUCCCUAGAAAUUCUAGAGCACCUGAAUUUGAUGAGGCGUUUGAUAUACCUACCCCUUCCAUGGAGUGGAUUAAUGGUACAACCCCUCAUUUGAAACUUCCUCGAACAAAAGAUGUGAUCAUUAAUGGUCACACAGUAAAAGUGAAGUUCUGCGACACAUGCUUGCUGUAUCGCCCUCCUCGUACCUCUCAUUGUUCCAUAUGCAACAACUGUGUCCAGAGAUUUGAUCAUCAUUGUCCCUGGGUUGGCCAAUGCAUUGGAAUCCGAAACUAUCGGUGGUUCUUCAUGUUUAUUUCAACUUCAACCAUUUUGUGCCUGUAUGUAUUUGUGUUUACUUGGAUCAAUAUUGCCCAGAGAGGCACAUUGAGGACAUUAACACAUGAUUAUGUAUCGGAUAUUCUCAUAGUUUAUUGCUUUAUAGCCGUCUGGUUUGUUGGUGGCCUCACAGUUUUCCAUUUCUAUCUCAUUUGCACGAACCAGACAACUUAUGAGAACUUCCGAUACCAAUAUGAUAGGAGGGGGAAUCCAUACAAUAAGGGAUCAUGCGGAAAUUUAAGAGAAACACUUUGCUCCCGUAUCCAACCUUCAAGAAAUAAGUUCCGAUCAUUUGUGGUGGAGGAGGAACAUAUGCCCCACUCUUUGAGUCCAAAUCAUAUGGACGGAAUGUUGACUCCAAAGGAGAAAAUCGACAUUGAAAUGGGAUCUAUGCAUGCAGAAGGAGGUGGCAUACCCAUUCCCGAACUUCUGCGGAAAUUUGAUUUUGAUAACUUUGAUGAUGAUCUCAAGUUUGAAGAUGAUGAGGGACAACCUUCUUUUGAUCCAUUCUACAGUGUCGAUGAAGAUUCUCGGACAUCUAAUGCUACAGUUGUAAAUUUCCAUAGCAGUGAAUAUGAUGAGCCUGCGGAAAGUUUCCAUGCUAGAGAAAGGGAUAGGCACAACCCAUGAUAAACCACACUGCCGACUUUUGCAUAUUAAUUUAUAGAGGUCUGCUGCUGCUCCUUUGUGAUUGUUUGCUUUUUCUGAGGAUAGCUUCAUUAGUUGCAGCACUUAGUGGUUUGUAUUCAUUACAAGUGCACAUUGAUAUACUAUUUGAUGUUGGAAAUGGAGAGAGACUGGCCUUGCACUUAUCUCUUAUUUCAGUAUAUCUGGCAAGUGUUUCAUUCUAAGCUGUAAAAAUCUCCCACGCUUGCUUUCACAAAAUAAUGCAGAACAUUGUCUGGCACCAAAGUUUGUGAUAGGAACUCUUCUAGUUUUGCCUAUCUUUUGCAUUCAGUCCCUUUGUUAAGAGAUAGAGAUAUAGAGAUUGGACUUUAUUUAUUUAAAAGAAAAAAUUAGAAAUUUAGAAUAAUGUGAAAGUAGUACAUUGGUUUGUUCUUUGAAUCUUUGUAAGUUGCUGUGUCUUUUC